AAAAUGGCCACACAAACAACACUAGUUGCGCACUCCGCCGAAGCACACACGACGAAAUUUCAGGCUAAGGCUGCACGCUUCUUUCCACAUUACAGAUAAGGCGCUUGCGAAAUAUCCCCAACGAAAUUUUAAUCUCAUCGCGAUUCCGCAAAAGAAAAGAAAAGAGUGUGUGGUGUCGGGGAUGAACAUACAUUGAGGCAAAAGUGUUUCUUUUCUUUUCUUUUCUUUUCUGCGCAGUUAUUAUUAUUUUAGGACUGCAACUGCAUGAGUUGGACAAAACCGAGCAAGAUUGGUAGCUUGAAGUUCUACAAGCUUCAGCAACUAUGGCUAUUGCUACGGCCACCCUCUCUCUCCAUUUCGCCAAAAUUCCCAUUCGUCAAACGCAUUCAUCUUCUCCAAUACGCCAUCGCAUCCCUUCUGGUCGACGGUUGAAUCUCUAUUACCCUCGCACUUCCCACAGAUUUGCGUGUUUUGGUUCCAAGUGUUCACUGACAGACACUGAUGUGCAUUUGGUUCAUGUUACCACGGAUGAGGAUGAGGCUCAGGGAAGAGGGGUGGUUGAGCCUCACUGCCCGGUGCCAUUUGUUAAACUCAAUACUGAUAUUCUCGAGACUGAGUCUUUGAACUUGCUCGCAGAAGCCACAUUUGUAGAUACUCUCUUGACUGCAUUGCCUGUUUUGUCCGAGGAGGAGCAGCACGCCCUAUCUGCUACUCCGGCUCACCCGGCUGGUUUACACGCUUUUUAUGCUAGUUGCUUAACUGCAAAUGUAGUGGAGCAGCUUUGGAAUUUUGCUUGGCCUUCUGCCAUUGCCUUGAUUCAUCCAAGCCUUUUGCCAGUUGCUGUAAUGAGUUUCUUCACCAAAGUGGCUAUAAUUGUUGGCGGUCCCUUGGUUGGCAAACUUAUGGACCAUUUUCCAAGAGUGUCUGCAUAUAAUUGCUUAACCAUUGUUCAGGCAGCAGCUCAGUUGCUAUCUGCAGCGAUGAUUAUUCGUGCCCAUUCUGUCCAACCUACUUCAUUUUCUACACUGCUUCUGCGUCCCUGGUUUGUCAUAUUGGUUUCAGCUGGGGCUAUUGAGAGGCUUUGUGGAGUAGCUUUGGGGGUUGCAAAUGAGCGUGAUUGGGUUGUGCUGCUGGCAGGAGUGAAUAGGCCUAUUGCAUUAGCACAGGCAAAUGCUGUUCUAAAUCGAAUUGAUCUCCUGUGUGAGAUAGCCGGGGCGAUGCUGUUUGGAUUCCUUCUUUCUAAAUUUCAUCCUGUAAUCUGCUUAAAAGUUGCUUCUGGGUUAAUGAUGGGGCUUCUGCCUGUUACAAUUGUUUUCAAUUAUUUAACCAACAAGCUUUCCACCGGUGUUCUUGACCGACCUAAACCUUCACAAACCUGUUGCAGAACAUUUAAUGAAGAUUCUGCAUUAGAUGCCAGCAGUAUAGUGUUUAAAGGUCUGGAAGCCAUCAAGCUCGGCUGGAAGGAGUAUCUGGGUCAGCCUGUUCUCCCUGCUAGUCUUGCAUGGGUGCUCCUCUGCUUUAACAUUGUUCUCACGCCAGGCAGUUUGCUGACAGCAUUUUUAACACAGCGUGGCUUACAUCCGUCAAUCAUAGGAGGAUUCAGUGGAAUGUGUGCUUUAAUGGGUGUUGCUGCAACAUUUGUGUCUUCAACUCUGGUCAAGCAAUUUGGCAUUUUAAAGGCUGGGGCAGUUGGGUUGGUAUUUCAAGCGUUACUUCUCAGCAUGGCUGUUGCUGUAUAUUGGAGUGGAACAAUUUCUCAUCAGAGCCCUCUUCUUACUUUCCUAUUUCUGAUUAUUCUGUCACGGUUAGGACACAUGUCAUAUGAUGUUGUAGGGGCUCAGAUUCUCCAGACAGGAAUCCCAUCAUCCAAAGCAAAUCUCAUUGGGACGACAGAGAUUGCUGUUGCUAGUUUGGCGGAGUCUAUAAUGCUGGGUGUUGCAAUAAUUGCAAACGAUCCUUCUCAUUUUGGAUGUUUAGCACUGUUGUCUCUUCUAUCAGUAGUUGGUGCUGCCUGGAUGUUCUGUAGAUGGCUGUUGAAUCCAACAGAUGAACAAAAAAACCUUUUUUCUUAUGAUCCUCAGUUUUGAUAUUUAUUUGUUCAUUAAUUGCCUUAGUGCAAACUGCAAAGGCAGUUCGAUGUAAACAAGAAUCAAAAUAUAGCAUGGUGGGUGAUUAUCCACUUAAUACAGGAGCUUGGGGCGUUUUCUUCUCACCUGGCCAAUGAUAUUCAUUGUGUGGACAAAAUAGAUGGCUUUACCUGUAAUUCUGUAAAUGUGUAGCAUGCCAUCAUAUUUAUAUUAUUAGUGUACAUGACAAAUAAUUAGCUAGUUGCCUACGUCCAACACGUACAAACGUUUUGUAAAGCAUUUUAUUCAUUGUUAAAAUUCUUUCCCGGGAUUUAAAAUAUCAGCAGAUUUGUUCCGGUGAUUGUGAUAGGAGGAUCAA
This is a messenger RNA of Glycine soja, 2445 nucleotides long. RefSeq names its product solute carrier family 40 member 3, chloroplastic. Gene Ontology annotation, biological process: iron ion transmembrane transport. The coding region runs from base 324 to 2087 and encodes 587 amino acids. The transcript has 13 exons. Gene Ontology annotation, cellular component: membrane. The record is from RefSeq and is a predicted model, not a curated record. Lineage: Eukaryota; Viridiplantae; Streptophyta; Magnoliopsida; Fabales; Fabaceae. Gene Ontology annotation, molecular function: iron ion transmembrane transporter activity.